Messenger RNA from Nicotiana tabacum (common tobacco), 693 nucleotides. NCBI's taxonomy places the organism in Eukaryota, Viridiplantae, Streptophyta, Magnoliopsida, Solanales, Solanaceae. The record is from RefSeq and is a predicted model, not a curated record.
AUGGAAAAUAAAUCAAUCAGCCUAAGAACAAAGAAGGAAAGUCAAUCAAUCAGCAUUGUUAAAGAUUCUCAAAUACACAAGAAUGUGAAGAGAGCUAAUCACGGCCGGAGAUCAAAUCCAGAAGAUUCUGCAGAAGCUAAAGUCAAGGAGGAACGAAGGAAAAGGGGAAAUCUUCCAAUUCCACCAAAGAAAGAUGGCAAUGGUCAAGUCAUAGUAUCAUCUGUUCCUCUUGAUUUAGAUGAGUAUACUGAAGAACAAUCAGCUGUUAUAACAGUGAAUGCUAAGGCAAAAAAUUUGUUGUACAAUGCUAUUAGUGGAGAAGAAUAUGAAAAGAUAUCAAGCUACGAAACUGCAAAGAAGAUGUGGGACGGGCAGAUUCAACAAGAAAAAAAGAAGACAGUUGCAUUCAAAGCAACUGUAGCAGAACCAGAAAAUGAGGAAGAAGAGGAAGGAGAAGAACAAAAUGAAAACAUAGCUGUUCUCUCCAAAGUUAUGACAAGCAUGAUGAGGAAAAACAGAAAUAGCAAGAGAGGUAAAUCAAACUUUAGAAAAGGAAGGAUGAACAAUGAUAAUGAUAAAAAUGAUGGAAAAUGCUAUGAAUGUGGAAAACAUGGACACAUUCAAGCCGAAUGCCUUGAACUGAAAAAGAAACUAAGAAAAAAUGUUCAAAAGAAGAAGUCUUUUGGAGCUUAG